UACCCUGUAUACUACCUGGUAUUACUAUAAGUUAAAAUAUUUGCUUUUUCCUUAAAUUGUUUAAAAUAUUGUAUUUCAUGAAUUUAUUUAGGUGCUUCGUAGAAGAAAAGCUUGGUUCAAAAUUUGUUGAAUCCAGAUCUCCACCUUUUCAUAAAUCAUUUGAAGAAACUAGUUCAAUCACGCCUGUAUUUUUCAUUCUCUCUCCAGGCGUUGACCCGUUGAAGGACGUCGAAAAACUGGGAAUGCAAUUGGGUUUCACUUUUGGAGGAAGAAAUUUCCAUAAUGUGUCACUGGGUCAAGGUCAAGAACCCAUAGCGGAAGAAGCCAUAGAACUUUCGGCGAACGAAGGCCACUGGGUAAUUUUGCAAAAUGUCCAUUUGGUGAGGAAAUGGUUGCCUACUUUAGAAAAAAAGAUGGAACAAUGCUCGGAGAAUCCACACGAUGAUUAUCGAUUGUUCAUUAGUGCGGAACCCAGUCCUGAUCCUCAUGAAUCAAUAAUACCUCAGGGUAUACUAGAAUCAGCCAUAAAGAUCACUAAUGAACCACCAUCUGGAAUACAAGCAAACAUCCACAAAGCGUUGGAUAACUUUACGCAGGAAACUUUGGAGUCCUGCAGCAAGGAAACCGAAUUCAAAGCAAUAUUAUUUGCACUUUGUUAUUAUCACGCUGUACUUGCAGAACGUAGAAAAUUUGGGGCGCAAGGAUGGAAUAGGGUAAGUGACUUUAAAUCUUAAUGGAUCAUUACGUUAAAUUAGA
Molecule: messenger RNA, 756 nt
Organism: Bombus pascuorum
Lineage: Eukaryota; Metazoa; Arthropoda; Insecta; Hymenoptera; Apidae
Product: dynein axonemal heavy chain 9-like
Exons: 3
Coding region: 78-734 (218 amino acids)
Biological process (GO): microtubule-based movement
Cellular component (GO): dynein complex
Molecular function (GO): minus-end-directed microtubule motor activity; dynein light intermediate chain binding; dynein intermediate chain binding
Source: RefSeq, a predicted model, not a curated record